CAUCAUAUAGCAAUAUCUCGCGAGCCAUGAAGGUCGACAUCGAUGGGUUGGAGGUGGUCUUCCCGUACGAGCGCAUGUACUCGGAGCAGCUGCAGUAUAUGCGCGAGCUGAAACGUGCUUUAGAUGCACAGGGUCACUGUAUGUUGGAGAUGCCCACGGGCACAGGCAAGACGGUGUCUCUGCUCUCCUUAGUCUUAGCGUACAAGGCCGCACAUCCAACUGCAGGAAAGCUCAUCUACUGCACUCGCACUGUCCCGGAGAUGGCCAAAUGUGUGGAGGAGAUCAAGAAGCUCAUCAAAUAUCGAGAGCAAUACUACGGGGACAAGGCACAGGUCACAGCUGUGUGUCUAAGCUCCAGACGCAACAUGUGUGUUCAUCCUCGGGUCAUGGCUCACGCUGACGGUGAAGAUGUGGACGGCCAGUGCCGGAAAAUGACGGCGUCUUGGGUCAGAGCCAGAGCUGCAAAGGCUCGAGAGACUGCGGCUGAUGGAGACGUCACUAUGUCGGAGGAACCGGUUAGAGAGGUGGAGACCUGCUCGUUCUACGAGAACUAUGACGCCAGGAAGAGCAACGACACGGUGUUGCCACCUGGAGUCUACUCUGUAGACGACUUAAAGGAGCUUGGGGCGAAGAAAGGCUGGUGUCCCUAUUUUCUGACGAGAUAUGUGGUCACAUUCGCCGAUGUGGUAGUGUACAACUACCAGUACAUGCUUGAUCCGAAGGUCAGUCAACUGGUAUCCAGGAGUUUCGAGAAGGAGAGUAUCGUGGUAUUCGACGAGGCUCAUAAUAUCGACAAUGUGUGCAUUGAAGCGCUUAGCGUCGAUUUGGAUCGACGCUCAUUGGAUAGAGCGUCCCGUAACUUGACAACUCUAUCGAGUCAAGUGAACAAGCUAAAACAGGCCGACAAGUCGAGAUUAGAUGCAGAGUAUCGCCGACUAGUGGAAGGUCUGAGGUCCAGCAACGCCGUGGUGGCUCCUAGUUACACUGAUCCAGCCACGAACCAGCGGAUUGACACCAGUAACGACAUUAUGAUCGCUAACCCGGUCCUGCCGGAUGAUGUGCUGGAUGAAGCCAUCCCGGGUAAUAUCCGCCGUGCCGAACACUUUGUGGCCUUCAUGCGUCGCCUUAUUGAGUAUUUGCGUCAACGCAUCCGUGUGCGUCAAGUGGAAUCCGAGACACCUCAAGCUUUCCUUCACCACCUGCAUCAAGCGAUCAAUAUGGAGAUCAAACCAAUGAAAUUCUGCUACACGCGACUGAACUCGCUGCUACGUACACUGGAAGUGACGAAUUUGGAGGAAUAUAAUUCUUUAACGGACGUGGCAGACUUCGCGACGCUGGUGGCGACGUAUGCCGAGGGUUUCAUGCUGAUUAUUGAGCCGUUCGAUAGCGCGUCAGGUGUGCAUGACCCUGUGUUGCAACUCUCGUGUUUAGAUGCGUCGCUGGCCAUCCGACCAGUGUUUGAACGCUUCUCCAGCGUGGUUAUCACGUCCGGAACGUUGUCUCCAAUCGACUUAUACCCUCGACUGCUGAACUUUAACCCUGUGAUCCGCGAAUCGCUGCCCAUGUCGGUGUAUCGCUCGAGUAUUUGUCCAUUGGUGAUCACGCGUGGUAGCGACCAGAUGCCAGUGAGCACCAAGUUCGACUUACGUGACGAUCUCUCUGUGGUGCGCAAUUACGGUACGCUACUGUUAGAGAUGGCAGCGUGUACUCCUGAUGGCAUGGUGUGCUUCUUCCCGUCGUAUCUCUAUAUGGAGAAGAUCAUUGGGCAGUGGGACUCGCUCGGUGUGCUCAAGCGUGUACUUACCAGUAAACUGCUCUUUAUCGAGACCAAGGACAUCGUGGAGACGACGCUGGCGCUGGAUAACUACAAGAAAGCUUGUGACUGUGGCCGAGGAGCUAUUUUCUUCUCUGUUGCGCGUGGUAAAGUGGCAGAAGGGAUCGAUUUCGACCGUCACUAUGGACGUGCAGUGAUUCUAUUCGGUAUCCCGUUCCAGUACACCCUAUCGAAUACGUUACGGGCUCGGUUAGAGUAUCUGCGCUAUACACAUCAGAUCCGUGAAGGCGAUUUCCUCACGUUCGACGCGCUACGUCAAGCCGCUCAAUGUGCUGGCCGAGUCCUUCGAAGCAAGACCGACUAUGGCCUUGUUAUCUUCGCUGACUCGCGUUACAACCGCGCUGAUAAGCGCACCAAGUUACCGCCCUGGAUCACACAGUUCCUUGUGGACUCGCACCUGAACUUGUCGGUGGAUAUGGCAGUGUUCAUGGCCAAGAAGUACCUGUCGCUGAUGGCUCAGCCAGUGGACGAGUCCACCAGCGUUAACUCCAUUCUGCUAGACGCUGACGGAGUCGCUAAGUGGCUGGGCAAGCACCCUAAGGAAGACGAAAGCAUGCAGUAAAAAACAGCACUUACAGUUACAGUCAGAUUACAGUUUCCGUUUCCGUAAAUCAAUCGCUAAUCAAGAUAAGGGUGUUGGUAUAGAACUCUCCA
This is a messenger RNA of Phytophthora nicotianae INRA-310, 2488 nucleotides long. RefSeq lists its product as hypothetical. The transcript has a single exon. Gene Ontology annotation, molecular function: ATP binding; damaged DNA binding; hydrolase activity, acting on acid anhydrides, in phosphorus-containing anhydrides. Lineage: Eukaryota; Oomycota; Peronosporomycetes; Peronosporales; Peronosporaceae. Gene Ontology annotation, biological process: positive regulation of mitotic recombination; nucleotide-excision repair; transcription by RNA polymerase II. The record is from RefSeq and is a predicted model, not a curated record. The coding region runs from base 27 to 2396 and encodes 789 amino acids. Gene Ontology annotation, cellular component: nucleus.